AGCGCCCUCGAGGGGAGGCGUUAAGGGCUUGACCUUUCCUGCCACCUCGCCCAGCCUGCAUAUAAAGGCAGGUCCCGGCCGAGGAGGCAGAAGCAGCGCCGCACUCAGUCUCCGCCGCGCCUCCCCGCUGCCCUUGAUCAAGCAGAGCGCGGAGCCGCCCCGUCGAGGCCAAGCCCGGAACGCACCAUGGCGCGCCCCGAGUUCCAGCUGCUGCCGAAGCCCCGCGGGCUCUUCUCCCUCCUGGGUCUCUUCGCCUUCGCGCUGCUGCUGGAGGGACGUGGCGGCCGCGCCGCGCCCUUGCAAGGCGGCGAGGGGGCGUCCCCGAUGGCCAAGAUCUACCCCCGGGGCAGCCACUGGGCAGUGGGGCACUUCAUGGGUAAAAAGAGCAGUGGAGAUUUCCCUAAUAUAUAUGAAGAACGAAAUGAGCCACCUUUCUCUUUGCUACCCGAUAAUGCCAAGCAGCUGGGAGACUAUCUGCACUGGGAGGAAACAUUCAAGCAGUUCCUCCGACUUCUUGAGGGGAACGAAAACCAAAGUGCUCAGGUUCUUAGGGAAGAAUCUCCGUUUCCUGUCAAGAGCACUUGGGAGGCAGAGGACAACAGCAGCCUCAGAGACAUGAUGGAUUAUCUGCUGCAAGCGAUGGAUAGAAAAGAGGCCUCUCCGAGUUGAAGCAACUGUCUCCCACCACUGAAGGCAUAGAAUAAUAUCUUUGCGAAAGAGACUAUAUGGUUUCACAAGCAUUUUAUUGUAUAUGAUAACUGAUUUCAAAAUAAUAAUAUUAUCUUUUGUGUUAA
Molecule: messenger RNA, 794 nt
Organism: Lacerta agilis (Sand lizard)
Lineage: Eukaryota; Metazoa; Chordata; Lepidosauria; Squamata; Lacertidae
Gene: GRP
Product: gastrin releasing peptide
Exons: 3
Coding region: 187-669 (160 amino acids)
Biological process (GO): neuropeptide signaling pathway
Molecular function (GO): neuropeptide hormone activity
Source: RefSeq, a predicted model, not a curated record